UCUGAUCUCUCUUCCCCCCUUCCCUCUUCCCCAACCCUCUCCCUCUCCCUCUCCCUCUCCUCUACCUCUCCCUCUCUCCCUCUCCCUCUCCCUCUCCUCUCAUGCUCAUUGGAAACAUUAUCGGAUCCUCAGCUAAGCUCUUCGAGGGCCACUGCGAGGGUUCCAUUGUUAAAUGCUCUUUCUCUCCGUUUCUCUUCUUUUCAUGUCUUCCAUCGACGUCCCUCUUUCUUCUGUUCUCCCUCCAACUAGGCUGCAAACCCUAGUUUUUGAUUCCUUCUGCAUACGUCUUCCUUCGUUCCUUAAUCCCCAUAAGUUUACUUACAAUUUAAACCUAUUGUGUUCUGAAGUUCAAUUGCCCGCCCAGCAUGAGUGAUCCUACGAAGGUACUUGUAUUUGGUUCAUUUACUGAAGAUGAAACACGGACAUGGCUAAUGAAGUCAUCCGGAGAUGGUGGAAAGCCUGUGGAAAAGAAAGAAUUACAGAGUGGUUCUUCGAAAUUUGUCACUGGAAGAUCUUUCAAUGAAUUUAGCAAUGGCUCAAGCAGACAGUUGGGUUCUACAAAAGGGCAAAUACGUUCUCAGCCCUCAAACCUGAUUAAGAAGGAUGAUGAAGUGAAAUCCAUAAAAGUGGCCAAUGGUCCCUUGCCAAAAGCCUCUGGAACUCCCAAAGAAAAUGGAACUGUUUGUAGUUCCAGCCAUAGCGUUCCUCUUAGUAAUGGUGUGAACAAUUUGCAAACAGAUGCUGUUGAUUUAAAUUCUCUUUCUCUAUCCCAUGCAAAAGCUGGUGCUCCAAAUCAAUUUUCAAGUUUGAAUUCUCAUGCCAUUGAAAGUGAAAACUCAAAGGGCAGAGAUGGUAUUGUUAAUAAUUCAUCAGUGCCUUUGCCAUUCAAAGAUGAUAUCCAGAAAGCUUCUAAUGGGCCUCUUACUGCUGUUAGAAACUUACUGCCUCGAGGCUUAAUUAACUCAGGGAAUUUAUGCUUCCUCAAUGCAACUCUGCAGGCUCUUUUAUCAUGUUCUCCAUUUGUUCAUCUCUUGCAGGAACUAAGGAUUCAUGACAUUCCUAAGGUGGGCUAUCCAACACUAACUGCAUUUGCUGAGUUCAUCUCUGACUUCGACAUGCCCAGUGACUCAAGUCUAAAGAAAAAAGACAUGUCUGUUGUUGAGACUGGUAGGCCUUUCUGCCCUACCAUGUUUGAAGCCGUUCUUAAAAAUUUUACCCCAGAUGUGCCAAAUAGCACAUCAGGCAGGCCAAGGCAGGAAGAUGCACAGGAGUUUCUAAGUUUUAUCAUGGAUCAGAUGCAUGAUGAAUUGCUCAAGCUUCAAGGACAAGUUUCAAGCUUAAAAGGUGGGAAAUCAUCUCUGAUUUCUUCUGCAGAAGAUGAUGAAUGGGAGACAGUUGGCAGAAAGAACAAAUCUGCAGUGACUAGAACACAAAGUUUUGUUCCUUCAGAGCUAAGUGCGAUCUUUGGAGGACAAUUGAAAAGUGUUGUGAAGGCAACAGGAAACAAAGCUUCUGCUACCAUUCAACCUUUUCUCUUGCUUCACCUUGAUAUUUUUUCGGAAGCUGUUCAUGCUAUUGAGGAUGCACUUCAUUUAUUUUCUGUAUCAGAAACUCUUGAGGGGUACCGGACAGCAGCAACUGGAAAGGCUGGAGUCGUGACUGCCAGAAAAUCUGUAAAGAUACAAACACUUUCUAAGAUAAUGAUAUUGCAUCUAAUGCGUUUUGGGUAUGGAAGCCAAGGUAGCACCAAAUUGCAUAAACCUGUGCGUUUUCCUCUUGAAUUGGUGUUGGGUCGAGAUUUGCUUGUUUCUCGAUCUACUGAGGGCCGAAAAUAUGAACUUGUUGCCACAAUAACACACCAUGGAAGGGAGCCUUCGAAAGGACAUUACACUGCAGAUGCUCGUUACCCUAAUGGCCAGUGGCUACGGUUUGAUGAUGCAUCUGUCACUGCCAUUGGCACAGGCAAGGUGUUGCAUGACCAGGCAUAUGUCCUCUUCUACAAACAAGUGUAGAAAGUAUUUGGAGAGAAGAAACCUCUUUCUCUCUGCUCCUGCUUCUGUAGGUCUGCUUCCAAUAAUUUCUGCAUUGAAGAUGAACAUUCUCACCGGCCAAUUGGAAGCUGCAGUUAAAACUUAGUGCAGUUUGUUCAUAAGCCCCCCAACCAAAUUUAAGGACUAGUUGUUUGAUCAUCCUAUGCAGCUUGUUCUUUCUGCAGUGGUCCCUCUGAGCCAUGCUUUUGCAAGACAGUUUCUGGCUGUGAAUAUCCCUUGAAAGCCUUGCUUUCGUCGCUUGAGACAAAAGCAGGGUGGUGGUAGACCACUUUAUCCUUCAUUAAAACAUAUCAAAAGAGGGAUAAAAUGCCCAUGAAAACAUUUUACAAUUCAAAAAAGUUGCUAUUGCAAAGAUCAGCUUCCAUUAGAAGUUACAACUUUAAGGGUGGUCGAAUUCAUGCUGCUUCUCUAAAUCGUUUGUUCGUUCCUUCCAAACGAAUUAAAGAACGUUGUUUGUGUUUUUUAGGCCUUUUGUGGUCCAACCCGCACAAAGAAUUUGGUUUGGGUUCAUGUAAAGACACCGUGAAGCUGUUGGUUUCACUGCUUUUGCUGGUUCCACAAGUUGAAAGGGUACUUUAUGUGACUCUCAA
This is a messenger RNA of Malania oleifera, 2641 nucleotides long. RefSeq names its product ubiquitin carboxyl-terminal hydrolase 24. NCBI's taxonomy places the organism in Eukaryota, Viridiplantae, Streptophyta, Magnoliopsida, Santalales, Ximeniaceae. Gene Ontology annotation, cellular component: nucleus; cytosol. Gene Ontology annotation, molecular function: cysteine-type deubiquitinase activity; cysteine-type endopeptidase activity. The transcript is spliced from 8 exons. The record is from RefSeq and is a predicted model, not a curated record. Gene Ontology annotation, biological process: protein deubiquitination. The coding region runs from base 366 to 2012 and encodes 548 amino acids.